Myripristis murdjan (pinecone soldierfish) is the source of this 1949-nucleotide messenger RNA. Its product is annotated as zeta-sarcoglycan-like. Gene Ontology annotation, cellular component: sarcolemma; sarcoglycan complex. The transcript has 8 exons. NCBI's taxonomy places the organism in Eukaryota, Metazoa, Chordata, Actinopteri, Holocentriformes, Holocentridae. Bases 298 to 1233 code for a protein of 311 amino acids. The record is from RefSeq and is a predicted model, not a curated record. Gene Ontology annotation, biological process: cardiac muscle tissue development; heart contraction.
GACGUCGGCUCCCUCAACCCAAAAGCGCGCGGCAGAUCGAAACACCUGAGCCAUAUUUUAAUUAAUUUCUAAGGUACAUACCAACACGAUGCUGCUGAAAAAAUCUCGUUUGCGCUGCUAAUGUGCAGAAUAUUUAAAUUUAUUCAUAUUUCAAACUUAGUGCAGACGCAUCAUCCGACACAGUUCUUGUAGAUGGGAGCGGGGAAGUGCAACUGGCCCAUACGGCGGGGCUGAAUGUGGUGCGUCCAGCUCGUGUCAACUUUGUGGAAAUAUGUAAGGGUGGCAUGACAUUGCAACAUGGAGCAGUCGACGACCCUUGACAUAGAGACGCUGAAGAUCACGCAGGAGCAGUACAUACUCGCGUCCCAGUCCCUGCACCUGCAGCGGCCCGGCUGCGAUGCCGUCUACCCCGUGGGGCUGUACGGCUGGAGGAAGCGAUGCCUCUAUUUCUUCCUGCUGCUGCUCCUGGUCAUCAUGAUAGUUAACCUGGCCCUAACUGUGUGGAUAAUAAAGGUCAUGAAUUUCUCAGUGGAUGGGAUGGGAAACCUCCAUCUGAACCCAGAUGGUAUUCGCCUGGAGGGAGUCUCCGAGUUUCCCAUGCCUCUCUAUGUGAACGAGAUCCAGUCCAGGAGGGACAGCUCGCUGGUUUUGCGGUCAGAAAAGAAUGUAACGCUGAAUGCUCGAAACGGCCGUGGCCAGCUCACUGGCCAGCUCACAGUGGGGUCCGAGGCCGUGGAGGCUCAGUGUCAGAGGCUGGAGGUGCGCAGCAGGAGCGGAGGCAGGCUCCUGUUCACCGCCGACGAGGAGGGAGUCAACAUGAGCACAGAGAAGCUCACUGUCACAGGCUCUGAAGGCGCUGUCUUUGGCCAUUCGGUGGAAACCCCGCUCAUCCAGACAAGGGCCUCUGAAGACCUGAGGCUGGAAUCUCCGACUCGAACGCUGUCCAUGGAGGCUCCCAGGGGGGUGGAGGUGAGCGCCGCCAAGGGCACGCUGAAGGUCAGCGGGCGAAAGGAUCUGCAGCUGCAGUCCACAGAGGGAGAGAUACUAUUAGACGCCAGCAUCAUUCAGCUGGGAAGCCUUCCACUCGGCGUCUACACGGCGUCGCCCUCCCAGGCCUCCCAGAAGCAGCCCGUGUAUGAGGUGUGCGUCUGCCCCAGUGGCAAGAUCUACCUGUCUCCCGCCGAGAGCAGCUCCACCUGCCAGGCCAUGAGCAACAUCUGCCUGUGGAGCUGACCUGGGAGCAGCAGCGGGGACCCGGGACGCACUCUGCUCCAGAACCUGGUGAUGUUCAGGUGGAGACGGGACUCCUCAUCUGAGAAAUGUAACGUCUGUGGUGGAGCGGGACUGAACCGACCCUCUGCAGCAUCUGAGCUGGUCGGAUUAGAGAGGAGACGCCUGAGUUUUAGGCCUGCAGGGGACUAACAGGGGUUUAUAUUCUACCAUGGACAGUCUAUCUGGGGGACGGGAAGGGGCGGACGGGGCAGCAGAGCAGCUCAAAUCAGCCAUCAGGAAUAUCAAACAUAAACAGCAACAUCUCCACUACGGUAUAUUCAAAGCCAGAGGACGUACCCUUUAAUUUUCUACUCUUGGUUCAUUAUUGUAGAUACGCCGUGACAGUCUGCGGGACGGAGAAGGACUAGAUGGGGGAAGAUAAAAACACAGGUGCCUUCUGCUUUGAAGAGAGGAAUGUUUUGUGACUAAUAAUAAAGCUGUCACUCUCUUUUUAAUCAGGGAAGGGCAGCCCGAGGUUUUCAAAGUUGUGACAGUAGACACUGAUGUAAGCACAAAUCUGCCAUGAUUUUUUUCAAAAUCCAGAAUUUUGGAUAUUUGUUUUGGACCUCAGUAGAAACUUUACCCCUUUUUUCCACUAUGUUAGGAGCUGUGUAAAUUGAAAUUAAACAUUUUUCUAUGUGGCAUAUAUUGUACCUGAGGCUUAGCUUUGAUAAAGA